AAUAACAACACGGACGAACGGCGUGAUGCUUCAGUCGAGGAGGAGAGCUGAGAAGACCGUUCAGGUGAGCUGCUGCAGUUUGGUGCACCAGGGAGUGUUUGGAGCUCUCGAGGGCUGAGCUGCUGGUUUGGUGCAGUGGCUGGAGCUCGCGAGGGAAUGCGGCCCCAGCAGUCCCCCCUGCUCCUGUCUGCGCUGCUACUGUUGGUGCCGGCAGUGACCUGCGCUAACCCAGCUGAACGGAGCGCUGCGGCGUCCCGCAGACAGCCCGCCAGUCUCGGUGGUCGGACCGGCCGGUUUCUGGGUCUGUCCCCACCACCUCCACCGCCGCCGGCCGCCGUGCCCGUCUACGGCGCUCCGGCGUUCGCCGACGGCACCAGCGCCGACCAGCUGGCCGUGUACGACUACUCUAACGUGCGGAACGACCUGGCGCACUACUCGCGCACGCUGGACACGGCGUUCGGCCUGCUGGUGGCGCUGCUGGGCGUGCUGCUGCUGCCGCUGCUGGUGCCGCUGCUGGUGGCAGCGGUGGCGCCCUGGCUGCUGGACACUCUGACACGUGCUCUCGCCGAAUAUUAGCAGCCAUUGCUCGGAGCUUUUGACUCUGAUCAUGAGAAGUGUGUUCACUGUACAACUUAUUUAUGCAGAAAUACAAAGUAUGCUUUUA
This is a messenger RNA of Amphibalanus amphitrite, 664 nucleotides long. RefSeq lists its product as uncharacterized. The record is from RefSeq and is a predicted model, not a curated record. Bases 157 to 576 code for a protein of 139 amino acids. The transcript is spliced from 2 exons. NCBI's taxonomy places the organism in Eukaryota, Metazoa, Arthropoda, Thecostraca, Balanomorpha, Balanidae.